Funneliformis mosseae is the source of this 324-nucleotide messenger RNA. Lineage: Eukaryota; Fungi; Glomeromycota; Glomeromycetes; Glomerales; Glomeraceae. The record is from the annotation of a GenBank genome assembly.
GAUCUUAUUGACCAAUUAGCUAAAGAUAUAUACAAAGAUUCAAUCUUCGUGAAAGAAUAUCUUCAAUAUAAAAAAGAAGAAAAUAUUCAUCAAAUGAUAACUGAUGAAGAAAUUUUAAAAUUUCUGAAAGAGCCAGAAGAAGAUAUUGAAGAAGAAGUUGAAGUUCCCAUUAUUGGCAAUUAUGAAACAUUAGCAGCACUUGAAAAAAUAAUUAUGUAUGUUAAACAAAAAGCUGAAAAAAUUCAAUUUCAAAAAGACCAAAUUCGGGCAAUAAAAAAAUUGCGAAAGGCUAUAGAACGAGAAGAAUUUUGUUCCAAGCAAUAA